Molecule: messenger RNA, 3396 nt
Organism: Exophiala oligosperma
Lineage: Eukaryota; Fungi; Ascomycota; Eurotiomycetes; Chaetothyriales; Herpotrichiellaceae
Exons: 2
Coding region: 150-3281 (1043 amino acids)
Biological process (GO): intracellular calcium ion homeostasis; calcium ion transmembrane transport; manganese ion transport
Cellular component (GO): plasma membrane; endoplasmic reticulum; Golgi membrane
Molecular function (GO): ATP hydrolysis activity; P-type calcium transporter activity; ATP binding
Source: RefSeq, a predicted model, not a curated record
CCUGUAUGAACAAGCAGUCUUUAACCCUCUGCUCAGUAAUCUAUUCUGUGUCUCUUAACGUUUUACUUCUCUUUGUCAACACUCCUAGCCCCUAGAAUAUGCUUUGAGGGGAGUUGGCAUGUCAUUCAUCAUAGCAGCACAAUGAAAUCAUGUCAAAACCAUCACUUUCUGCGCUACCUGUCUACAAUACAGAAUCCGCGCCCAUCAGUCGACAACGCAGCCCAGCCCGAGUUCCAGGCUCCUCCUCGAUAACAUCCGUCUACUCUCUACUUGGCCCUCAAGACACUGCGGACCGCCUACAGACCUCGCUCACCCAAGGCUUGUUACAAAGUGAAGCGCACGCGAGACUCGGGAAAGAUGGACCCAAUGAACUGCCACAUGAAGAGGAGGAACCUUUAUGGCUGAGAUUUUUGAAACAAUUCAAGGAGACCUUGAUCCUUCUCCUACUCGGUUCGGCUGCCAUAUCACUCUUUAUUGGUAACAAGGAUGACGCCGUCAGCAUUGCCCUCGCCGUCACCAUUGUUGUUACGGUCGGGUUUGUGCAAGAGUAUCGUUCAGAGAAAUCCCUUGAGGCUUUGAAUCGAUUAGUGCCGCACUAUGCUCACGUGCGGCGCGCUGCGACGCCUUCUGGAGCGCCAUUGAGAAAUGGUUCUGAAGAGGGGGAAAUCGAACUGGAACCGUUGGCGAACGGUACACCAAAGGCCACAAAGACAAUACCUGCUUCCCAGCUGGUCGUUGGGGAUCUGGUCCUAUUCCAUACGGGCGACCGAAUACCUGCCGACAUCAGGAUCACCUUCUCCUCAGAUCUCACCAUCGAUGAAGCCAAUUUGACCGGCGAAAACGAGCCCGUUGAGAAGCACGCAGCUGCGCUUGAGAGACUGGCUCCCGUGUCCCAGCAUCAUGGUACUCCUGAACCAUUCAAUGCAGCUGGUACUGUUGGGGCUGAUGUUCGACUGAAUGAACAGCACAACAUCGCGUUCAUGGGCACAUUGGUCCGGUCUGGAUAUGGCGAAGGCAUUGUCAUUGCUACAGGCGGCUCAACAGAGUUUGGAACAAUUUCCUUGUCACUCCAGGAGAUUGAAGCUCCGAGAACACCUCUUCAACAUUCAAUGGAUCUUCUCGGCAAGCAGCUCAGUUAUAUGUCAUUUGUGGUCAUUGGAAUUAUCAUGGUCAUUGGGCUGCUUCAGGGGAAGAAGCCACUAGAUCUGUUCACGAUCGGUGUUUCUUUAGCUGUAGCUGCCAUCCCGGAAGGUCUGCCAAUUAUUGUCACGGUGACACUGGCCCUGGGAGUGUUGCGCAUGGCUAAGAGGGGAGCCAUUGUUCGAAAGCUGCCGAGUGUUGAGACCCUCGGCUCUGUAAAUGUUGUCUGCAGCGACAAGACUGGCACAUUGACACUGAAUCACAUGACAGUCACGAAGCUAUGGCAUUUCGAUGUUUCGCAACCAUUCACGGUGGACACGUCGGUGCAGCCCUCUGCAGCUACCAGGGCGGUCCUUCGCAUAGGCAAUAUUGCCAACCAUGGACGUCUGUCUCAUAACACCUCGGGGACUCCAGCAACAGCUGCAUCGGCUGCAGUACUCUCUUCUACCAGGGAUCUCUCUGCGACAAACACCAAAAGCAGAUGGCUCGGUCAGCCCACGGACAUUGCGAUGCUUGACCUGUUGGACACCUAUGGUGAGGAUGACAUUCGUGACCAGAUAGGUCAGAGAACGAGUGAAACGCCCUUCAGUUCGGAACGCAAAUGGAUGGGCGUUGCCAUCGCUAGUGCGCUCGACGACCUGACCAAUGGCGUUGGUGGCGGAAACGAGACGGCAUUCAUCAAAGGGUCUCUCGAACAAGUUCUCAGUCGCUCAGACACUUAUCUGACAAAGGAUGGGCAAGAAGUAAUUCUUGACGAGAACCGUCGACGUAUGGCCAACGAGGCAGCCCGCGCAAUGGCAGAAGAAGGGUUGCGCGUCAUUGCAUUUGCGAGUGGUGCCAUCAGAAGCAAACCCCGGCAAAGUAGCCGGAGUUCGACUCCUGCUGGAGUUGAAAAGAAACCGGCUGGGGUGGAUGUCUUUAAUGGCUUGUGUUUUGCUGGGUUGGUCGGCAUGAACGAUCCGCCUCGGAAAGAUGUGCACAGAUCAAUUCGAAGGUUGAUGAAUGGCGGAGUCAAAGUCAUUAUGAUCACGGGUGAUGCGGAGACUACCGCUGUCGCCAUCGGGAAGAAACUGGGAAUGCCACUCAACCCUUCGUCGUCAGCUCUGUCAUCUGUGCUGAGAGGCGAUGAACUUGACCGUAUGACGGAGCAGGAACUUGCGGAGGCCAUCGGCAAGACCACCAUCUUUGCUCGGACCAGCCCAGACCACAAGAUGAAGAUCAUUCGAGCACUUCAAGCGCGCGGUGACGUGGUUGCAAUGACUGGGGAUGGAGUCAACGACGCACCCGCCUUGAAGAAGGCGGACAUUGGAAUUGCAAUGGGCAUGUUGGGAACUGAUGUGGCGAAAGAAGCUGCUGAUAUGAUCCUGACUGACGAUGAUUUUUCAACCAUCCUCCGCGCCAUUGAACAGGGCAAGGGCAUUUUCUAUAACAUCCAGAACUUUAUUACUUUUCAAUUGAGCACGAGUGUUGCGGCGUUGACUUUGGUCUUGUUGAGCACAAUGUUUGGCUUCAAGAACCCACUCAACGCCAUGCAGAUUCUCUGGAUCAACAUCUUGAUGGAUGGCCCUCCUGCUCAAUCCCUUGGAGUGGAACCGGUUGAUCCUCGUGUAAUGAACCAGCCGCCUCGAGCACGGAACGCCAACGUUCUCACCAAACGCCUUAUCCGCCGGGUCCUGACCCAAGCUCUUAUUAUCAUGAUUGGUACCAUCAGCAUCUACAUCCGUGAGAUGGUCGACAUUGAUGAUCCAAACACGACAGACAGCACUGGUACGCCACUCCACCACCGGGUGGUGACCAAGCGCGAUACCACGAUGACAUUUACGACGUUUGUGCUUUUCGACAUGUUCAACGCUCUCACGUGUCGGUCGGAGACGAAGUCGGUCUUGUUUGGUGAAAUCAAGCUCUUUGGAAAUAAAAUGUUCAACUAUGCAGUCGCAGGUAGUCUCGCCGGGCAGCUCUGCGUCAUUUAUCUCCCGUUCUUGCAGCGGGUAUUCCAAACCGAGUCCUUGGGGUUGUGGGACCUCAUAUGGUUGGUGUGUAUAACAAGUGCUGUUUUCUGGGUGGACGAGGCACGGAAAUGGACCGAAAAGAGACGAGCUUCGGGUCUGAUGCCGAGUGUUGGUUAUUCGGCAAGUGUAUAAAUUUAUCAAAGACAAUGAUAUGUCGAGGUUGAGCUGAGGUUGUACGCGGUAGUUUCUACAGAGUAGAUAUAGCCUAAAAUCGUACUCUAUGGGAGGUGACGUCGGGUGUGAAGAA